GUGUUUCCUCUCUUUCUUUUUCCGGUCGCAAAAUGGGUAUUGAUAUCAACCACAAAUACGAUCGCAAGGUUCGCAGAACCGAGCCGAAAUCUCAGGAUGUUUACCUGCGCUUGCUCGUCAAGCUGUACCGCUUCCUCCAGCGUCGUACGAACAAGAAGUUCAACCGCAUCAUCCUGAAGCGUUUGUUUAUGAGCAAGAUCAAUAGGCCACCACUAUCUCUGCAGCGCGUCGCUCGCUUCUUCAAGGCUGCCAACCAGCCCGAGUCCACUAUCGUUGUGGUGGGCACAGUUACCGACGAUGCCCGUCUGUUGGUGGUGCCCAAGGUGACCGUGUGCGCCCUGCACGUUACCCAGACGGCUAGGGAGCGCAUCCUGAAGGCUGGCGGCGAGGUGCUGACCUUCGACCAGUUGGCGUUGAAGUCGCCCACCGGCAAGAACACCUUGCUGCUGCAGGGCAAGCGCACUGCUCGCACCGCCUGCAAGCACUUCGGCAAGGCUCCCGGUGUGCCCCACUCGCACACGAGGCCCUAUGUCCGCUCCAAGGGACGCAAGUUCGAGCGUGCUCGUGGUCGUCGUUCCAGCUGCGGUUACAAGAAGUAAGCAGCUUACAUCCUGGACUUGGACCGUCGACGGCCGUCGUCACUUUUUGGUUAAGAUAUUGAUUUGUCAGUUUGGAGGAAACUAGCCGUCGCACUCGUUGCGGCAAUAAAGAAUUUUUAUUCCAAAAA
Molecule: messenger RNA, 727 nt
Organism: Drosophila obscura
Lineage: Eukaryota; Metazoa; Arthropoda; Insecta; Diptera; Drosophilidae
Gene: RpL18
Product: 60S ribosomal protein L18
Exons: 3
Coding region: 33-599 (188 amino acids)
Biological process (GO): translation
Cellular component (GO): ribosome; cytosolic large ribosomal subunit
Molecular function (GO): RNA binding; structural constituent of ribosome
Source: RefSeq, a predicted model, not a curated record